CGGCAGCUACUUCCUGUAUCCGCCUGUGCGACGCGAGUUGUAAACAACACUGAAUGUGACACUUGUACAGGAGCGUUACUUAAUAACUGGCCUUGAACUUUGCCACCGAGUUCCCUCUGAAGACGGGAGACGAGCGGAGGAUGCAGCAGGCUGUGGAGUGAACGUUUUGUGCCUGUUCUUUAUUAUACAUCCCCCCAGUCAUGGCGGGGAUUUUCCAAAGAGCGUCAAAGCUGAGGACAGCGCUCAGAUGUCUGAGCCUCCGCUGCAGCCUCUCAUCUACAGCCGGGACCAGACUAUCACCUGCAGACCCCUACGGUCCGUUUCUCAGCUGCCUCAGCUCUGUGCCGUCUGUGGUCUCGGCCCGCGGGCUACACGCUGGAGCAGACGGACCCGAGCCAUCUCCCGCCGCAGCCCCGGAGAGGCGGUCCUUCUCCAGAGUGACUCCGGAAGAUCUGGCCUUCUUCAGGAAGGUGCUGCCAGGCCGGACCAUCACUGACCCGGACCUGCUGGAGUCGAGCAAUGUGGACUGGCUCAGAUCAGUGAGAGGUUCCAGUGAAGUGUUGUUGAGGCCUCAGACCACAGAGGAAGUUUCUCAAAUUCUCAGUUAUUGCAACAGUCGUAACCUGGCGAUCAACACGCAGGGAGGCAACACUGGGCUGGUGUCGGGCAGCGUCCCAGUCUACGACGAGAUCAUCCUCUCCACGGCUCUCAUGAACAACGUCCUGUCCUUUGAUAGCAUCUCUGGUAUUCUAACCUGCCAGGCGGGUUGUGUGCUGGAGAACUUGUCUCUCUACCUGGAGGACAGAGAUUACAUCAUGCCACUGGAUCUUGGGUCAAAGGGCAGCUGUCAUAUCGGGGGCAACGUGGCAACUAACGCCGGUGGGCUGCGGCUGCUGCGGUACGGCUCCCUGCACGGGACUGUGCUGGGUGUGGAAGUGGUGUUGGCGGACGGGCGGGUGCUGGACUGCUUAACCACGCUGCGGAAAGAUAACACCGGAUACGACCUCAAACAUCUCUUCAUCGGGUCAGAGGGAACACUGGGGGUCAUCACAGCGGUGUCCGUCCUCUGUCCACGGAAACCCAAAUCUGUCAAUGUGGUGUUCCUCGGCUGUGAGACCUUCGAGCAGCUGCUGCAGACGUUUCAGCUCUGCAGGGGCAUGCUGGGAGAAAUCCUGUCCGCUUUCGAGUUCCUGGACAGUGAAUGUAUGAGGCUGCUGAACACGCACCUCAAAAUAUCCAAUCCCAUUUCUGACUGUCCAUUCUACGUCGUCAUAGAAACGUCCGGGUCUGACGCGACACACGACGGAGAGAAACUCCACAACUUUCUAGAGGAGGCAAUGACAUCUUCGUUCAUCGCCGACGGAACCGUGGCAACGGAGGACUCUAAAAUAAAGGCACUGUGGUCGCUGCGGGAACGCGUCACGGAGGCGCUGACUCACGAAGGCUACACCUACAAGUAUGACGUCUCGCUGCCGGUGGACAGGAUCUAUCAGAUGGUGACGGACAUGAGGGAGCACCUGGGGGACCGGGCCAAGAGCGUGGUGGGAUACGGACACGUGGGCGAUGGUAACCUCCACCUGAACAUCACGUCUCCCGCCAAGGACGCCGCUCUCCUCGCUGCCAUCGAGCCCUUCGUCUACGAGUGGACGGCCGGCUGUCAGGGCAGCAUCAGUGCCGAGCACGGACUGGGCCUGAAGAAGAGGAACUACAUCUACUACAGCAAGCCCAGCCAGGCUGUGGCCCUCAUGGGCAACAUCAAGGCCAUGCUGGACCCCAAGGGCAUCCUCAACCCGUACAAGACGUUACCAGACAACCUCCAAUGACCUCACUGACCUCAGAACUGUCCAUGUUUGUUAUACACGUUCCCAGAACUUCACUUGUUUUUCUGGUUCAUGCGCACAAAGAGUCCGUUAACAUGAAGUCAAAGUCAACAUGCUGCUUUACUUCGUCCCAAUCUCUGGACUGGACAUAUUCCAAGUGAAGUUACUGCUAAACAUCAUCAACAACCUCUACGGCUGACAGAGUAGUAGCCUCAGUCUGACCCAGUUGUUGUUCCUCCAUUGCAGCUUGGCAAGGAAAAGAGUGUUUUGUUCUAAGAAGGCUGAAAACUUUGGAGUGUGCACAACCACUUGUCUUAUGUAAAACAGUCUGCUGAGGCCACAUAUGACAAGAGGAGAGAUUACACAAAAGGCAAAACAUGUUUUAGCAAACCAGCAGGUCAACUCACUAUUGUUUUAAGAAACUGUCCUUGAAAAUCAUAACGCAGACGAGCUAAUGGUAAAGCAAUAAUGCAGUAAAUGUUUUAUUACAUAUAAAAAAAGACAAAGCAAUAGUUUAAAAAAACAAAAACAACAUUUGUGAACACAUUUGUAACUGCACAUCUAGGCAACUGUAUGUUUUUAAAUAAAACGGGUUCCUGAUGAA
Molecule: messenger RNA, 2424 nt
Organism: Scophthalmus maximus (turbot)
Lineage: Eukaryota; Metazoa; Chordata; Actinopteri; Pleuronectiformes; Scophthalmidae
Gene: d2hgdh
Product: D-2-hydroxyglutarate dehydrogenase
Exons: 10
Coding region: 201-1823 (540 amino acids)
Cellular component (GO): mitochondrion
Molecular function (GO): FAD binding; catalytic activity
Source: RefSeq, a predicted model, not a curated record